Molecule: messenger RNA, 1440 nt
Organism: Gymnogyps californianus (California condor)
Lineage: Eukaryota; Metazoa; Chordata; Aves; Accipitriformes; Cathartidae
Gene: HNF4A
Product: hepatocyte nuclear factor 4 alpha
Exons: 10
Coding region: 1-1440 (479 amino acids)
Biological process (GO): anatomical structure development; positive regulation of transcription by RNA polymerase II; cell differentiation
Molecular function (GO): RNA polymerase II cis-regulatory region sequence-specific DNA binding; zinc ion binding; nuclear receptor activity
Source: RefSeq, a predicted model, not a curated record
AUGCGCCUUUCCAAAGCCCUAAUAGACAUGGAGAUGGCAGAUUAUAGUGCAGCGCUAGACCCGGCGUAUACCACUCUGGAGUUUGAGAACAUGCAGGUGCUGGCUAUGGGCAACGACACGUCUCCAUCAGAAGCAGCCAACCUCAACACUUCCAACAGCAUCGGGGUGAGUGCGCUGUGUGCCAUCUGUGGGGACCGCGCCACAGGGAAGCAUUACGGGGCUUCCAGCUGCGAUGGCUGCAAAGGCUUCUUCAGGAGGAGCGUUCGGAAGAACCACAUGUACUCCUGCAGGUUUAACAGGCAGUGUGUGGUAGACAAAGACAAAAGAAACCAGUGCCGAUACUGCAGGCUUAAGAAGUGCUUCCGAGCAGGAAUGAAGAAGGAAGCUGUACAAAAUGAACGGGACCGAAUCAGCACCCGGAGAUCAAGUUAUGAAGACAGCAGCUUGCCCUCCAUCAAUGUCUUACUGCAGGCAGAAAUCCUGGCACAACAGAUAUCAUCCCCGGUUCCUGUGAUCAAUGGAGACAUCCGAGGGAAGAAGAUUGCCAACAUCUCCGAUGUGUGCGAGUCCAUGAAGCAGCAGCUGCUAGUGCUGGUGGAGUGGGCCAAGUACAUCCCUGCCUUCUGUGAGCUGCCCCUGGAUGACCAGGUAGCACUGCUGCGAGCACAUGCAGGGGAACAUCUGUUACUGGGAGCUGCCAAGAGGUCCAUGGUAUUCAAGGAUGUCUUGCUGCUAGGAAAUGACCACAUCAUCCCGCGGAACUGUCCUGAACUGGUGGAGGUGAACCGUGUGGCCAUCCGCAUCCUGGACGAGCUGGUCCUCCCCUUCCAGGAGCUGCAGAUAGAUGAUAAUGAAUAUGCCUGCUUGAAAGCCAUCAUCUUCUUCGACCCAGAUGCCAAAGGACUGAGUGACCCCUCCAAGAUCAAGCGGAUGCGGUACCAGGUGCAGGUCAGCCUAGAGGACUACAUCAAUGACCGGCAAUACGACUCACGGGGCCGCUUCGGGGAGCUGCUGCUGCUGCUGCCUGUGCUGCAGAGCAUCACCUGGCAGAUGAUAGAGCAGAUCCAGUUUGUCAAGCUCUUCGGCAUGGCUAAGAUUGACAACCUGCUGCAGGAGAUGCUGCUGGGAGGCUCAUCAAGUGAAACGCCGCAUGCUCAUCACCCCCUGCACCCUCAUCUGAUCCAGGAGAACCUGGGAACAAACGUCAUCGUGGCCAACACAAUGCCUCCUCAGAUGCACAACGGGCAGAUGUGUGAGUCCAUGAGGCCCUCUUCUAAUUUUGUUUCUCUCUCUGUAGCUACUCCAGAAACUCCACAACCAUCUCCACCUGCAGGCUCAGGACCAGAGCAAUACAAGCUGCUGCCCGGAGCCAUUGCAACCGUGGCAAAACAGCCCACCUCCAUCCCGCAACCUGCCAUCACAAAACAGGAGGUCAUCUAG